This is a messenger RNA of Osmerus eperlanus (European smelt), 587 nucleotides long. RefSeq names its product teneurin-1-like. Gene Ontology annotation, cellular component: membrane. NCBI's taxonomy places the organism in Eukaryota, Metazoa, Chordata, Actinopteri, Osmeriformes, Osmeridae. Gene Ontology annotation, biological process: signal transduction. The transcript is spliced from 2 exons. The annotation marks the transcript as partial. The record is from RefSeq and is a predicted model, not a curated record.
UGACUGAGAGAGAGAAAGAGAGAGAGAUACCAAUUCAACCACAAAAAGAGAGAGAGAACGGCACACCCAGCGGAGGAGAGUUGCAGCCAUGGAAGAGAUGGACAGCAAGCCCUACCAGCCCUUGUCCAAGGGACGCCAUGAGAUGGAGAUGUCCUACACGAGCUCAUCAGAUGAGAGUGAGGAUGGGCGUCCAGCUCGCCAGCAGUCCUACACAUCUAGAGAGACCCUGCCGGACUACACACACGAGCUCCGACUCACCCUGGGAGCCCAUCGAGACCGACAGAGUAACUACAGCCAGCAACAGCCAGACCUGGAGUUCUGCAAGCCCUCCCAGAUGAGGAGUCCAGACUACCCCCGUCUGGAGGAGGCAGGGCAUCAGCGCCCAGGGGCUGGGCGUGGCUACUCCCUGGGGGUGGGCUCGGACGUGGACACGGAGCCUGAGGCGGACCCCUCCCCUGCGCAUGGCCUGCAACACAUGUGGCUCCGCGGCAUGAAGUCUGGCCAGAGCUCCUGCCUCUCCAGCCGAGCCAACUCUGCUCUCUCCCUCACCGACACUGAGCAUGAUAGGAAGUCAGAGGCGGACAACG